Danaus plexippus (monarch butterfly) is the source of this 1294-nucleotide messenger RNA. RefSeq names its product zinc finger protein 816-like. The transcript has 2 exons. Gene Ontology annotation, biological process: regulation of transcription by RNA polymerase II. Gene Ontology annotation, cellular component: nucleus. Gene Ontology annotation, molecular function: DNA-binding transcription factor activity, RNA polymerase II-specific; RNA polymerase II transcription regulatory region sequence-specific DNA binding. The record is from RefSeq and is a predicted model, not a curated record. Lineage: Eukaryota; Metazoa; Arthropoda; Insecta; Lepidoptera; Nymphalidae. Bases 137 to 1279 code for a protein of 380 amino acids.
ACAUGCUCUAAAUGUUCAGUCGAUUUUCAUAUGAAAUCGGAAUAUGAAUCGCAUAUGCAACAGUGGCAUACUACUUCAAAGUAACUACACUUAUCACUUUCUUUUUGAAAAAGUUCUGUGAAUUUUAAUUGAAUAAAUGUAUCAGCAAUGUAAGAGUGCUUCUAUUUUUACAAACCAUUUGAACAUUUUUAUCGUGAAACAAAAACCUUCCAAACAUCCCACUAGGUGCUUUAAAUACUUUGUUAUAUCACAAUUAUUUGUUGAUUCCGACACUGCCGGUGAUAAGGAUUGGGCGAAAAUAGCAGAAAGACGCGGUCGAGGACCCCUAUUGAGAGACAAUUCCAUUAAAAUUCUCCAAAACUCAACAAUGUUUGUCUUCCAGUGGCACAAAAGUAGAUUUACCUGUUUCCUUUGCAAGGCACCGUUCAUAGAUAUACAAUCAUUGAGAGAUCACACUAAGGCAGAACACGAUGGCGUUGAGAAAUGUAAAAUAGAAAAGAAGAUAAUAGCCCAACAAAAUAAACUGCUCAAAGUGGAAAUAUCUAUUCUGAAGUGUAAACAGUGCGAUGGGGACUUCAAGACGCUUUCUGAUUUCCGUCUUCAUCUGGAGGAGCAGCACGAGGUGGAAUUCAAAGAGGGCGGCGAUUUGCUGGUGCCGUUCAAGUUGGAGAGCGAAGGUCUCAAAUGUCAAACGUGCAGAGAAAGUUUUACAUUGUUCAGACUCCUCAGCAUCCAUGUGAACAAGCAUUACCAGAACCACGUGUGUCACGUCUGUGGAGCUGGUUUCACAAGUUUGGUGCUGCUCAACCUCCACAGAACGAGAUCGCACAGGCUGAUAAAAUGCAACGAGUGCAAUUUGAUAUUUCAUAAUCGUAAGGGCAAAAAAAUACACGACAUAGACCGUCACAACGUAAGAUUCGAACGCAAGCUUCGUUUCCUGUGCCCGUACUGCGAUGAGAGGUUCUUUCAAGAGAAUCUAAAAAUACAACACCUGGUCGACAAGCAUGGCGUUGAAAAACCGCAGCAUAGAUGCAAUUUAUGCGACAAAGUCUUUAUAACCAGAAGCCUCUGUAACAAUCACAUCAAAAAUGUCCACAAAAAAGAAAAAAAACACGUAUGCGAUGUAUGCAGUAAGCUAUUUUACACGAAAUCCGACGUGCAAAGACACAGAGUGACGCACACGGGCGAGAAAAAGUUCACCUGCCUGGUCUGCAAUAACUUGUUCGCAACGAGAGACUCACUGAAGAGGCAUACGAAAAGGACCCACGUUGAGAAUUAAAAACUAUACUCAAUA